Messenger RNA from Clunio marinus, 911 nucleotides. The record is from the annotation of a GenBank genome assembly. NCBI's taxonomy places the organism in Eukaryota, Metazoa, Arthropoda, Insecta, Diptera, Chironomidae.
ACAUUUCAUGAGAUCUGAAAUUUUUCUUGCCUUUACUUCUAGAGACAUUUGUUCGAAAUCAUCAAGGAAAUCAGAAGUUUUCAAAAAUCACGAGAUGAAUUCAAUUUUAAUUACUGGAUGCAAUCGAGGCUUAGGUUUGGGACUUGUUAAGUCUCUCAUCAAACACGAGCAGACACCGAAAUUUAUUUUUGCUACUUGCCGUAGCUUGGAGAAAGCCGAUGAAUUACGAGAAAUCUCGAAAAACAACAGCAAUGUUCAUGUUUUGGAGAUUGAUUUAAAAGAUUUCGAUAAAUACCAAAGUUUGGUUGAGCAAAUUGAAGGAAUCGUUAAAGAUGAAGGCUUAAAUGUUCUCUUUAAUUCUGCUGGCAUCAGUCCCAAGUCAUCAUUCCUUGGAUUAAAAGCUUUGAAAGCCAAUGAGUUAAUGGAAGUUUAUCAAGUUAACGUUGUUGCACCAUUGAUGUUAACUAAAGCACUUCUUCCAUUGAUGAGGAAAGCUUCAACAGCAAAGAAAGAAGCACCUUUGGGAGUUCAACGAGCUGCAAUUGUAAACAUGAGUUCAAUACUUGGAUCAAUUCAAUCGAAUAAUGACGGUUCUCUCUAUCAUUAUCGUGUGACCAAAAGUGGAUUAAAUGCCGCCACAAAAUCCUUAAGUGUUGAUUUGAGGAAUGAUGGAAUCAUCGCAGUUAAUAUGCAUCCGGGUUGGGUUAAAACUGACAUGGGAGGACCAAAAGCACCAAUGGAUGUUGAACAGAGUUGUGAUGCUAUGGUAAAAACAGUUUUUAAUCUUAAUAAGUCACACAACGGAGGUUUUAUUCAGUACGAUGGUAGAAGCUUACCUUGGUAAGCUACCUAGAAAAAAUAAUCACAAAUAAGUGCAAAUGUAUUGAAAGAAAAGUAAUAAAUGAGGGUAA